UUUGGAAGUAACAGGACCUCUUUCUAGCUCUCAGAAAAGUCUGGGGAGAAAGGAGCCCUGCGUUUUCCCCCAAGCUGUGCCUCAGAUACAGUGAUGAUGGAUUGCGAGUGCAAACUGUAAGACGAAAACUCCGGCAUACAAAGAACAAUGACAACCAGAAAGCUCCAACCGGAUCCUGCCCUUUCCUUGAAAGGAACUGGAGCCUAGGAGGUGAAGGCAUUUCCAAUUUUUAGUCCUUUGCCUCCCUCUGCUGUUCCUCUUGAGAAGUUUUCCCUUACAACAAUGAGAAAUCAUGUACUAGCUGCAUCCUUUUCUAUGCUCUCACUGCUGGCGCUGAUGGGAGAUACAGACAGCUCAUUCAUGAUGGACUCCGAUCCUCGACGCUGCAUGAGGCACCACUAUGUCGAUUCUAUCAGUCACCCGUUGUACAAGUGUAGCUCCAAGAUGGUACUCCUGGCCCGGUGCGAGGGGCACUGCAGCCAGGCGUCACGCUCCGAGCCCUUGGUCUCCUUCAGCACUGUCCUCAAGCAGCCCUUCCGUUCCUCCUGUCACUGCUGCCGGCCCCAGACGUCCAAGCUGAAGGCACUGCGGCUGCGCUGCUCUGGGGGCAUGCGACUCACGGCCACCUACCGGUACAUCCUCUCCUGUCACUGCGAGGAGUGCAGCUCCUGA
This is a messenger RNA of Eubalaena glacialis (North Atlantic right whale), 672 nucleotides long. It is a transcript of the gene NDP, whose product is annotated as norrin cystine knot growth factor NDP. Lineage: Eukaryota; Metazoa; Chordata; Mammalia; Artiodactyla; Balaenidae. The record is from RefSeq and is a predicted model, not a curated record. Gene Ontology annotation, biological process: Wnt signaling pathway. Bases 283 to 672 code for a protein of 129 amino acids. The transcript is spliced from 3 exons.